UCGUGCAGACGUGUUACGAAUAGUGAAUGUGUUUAGCAGAGUGUCGGUGCAGAACGUAGUGGCCGAUUCUCGGGACGAACCCGGAUACUGGGGCACGGGCUCGUAAGUUUAGUAACCAAGUGUAGCAGCUUUCUCAGGCCACCGGCUGAGUGGCUCUCCCCGUUACCUAAGAGCACUAUCGCGACAAGUGUGUGACGUAUGGGAUUACCGUCGUCGGGGUUGGCGCUACGUUAAGCAGUUUCGUGCCGCCAAAGUGUUUGUCCACGAGGUGUCGGUUUCGCCGAACCAUCGGGCAUCGAUACGACCCACAAAGCGGCGGCGGUAUGUGGAGCAUACACUUCUUUUCCUGUCUCUUUGUGACCUUCACGUUGGGGCCAGUGCUACAGAUCGAUGGCCAGCUGACGCUCGACCAGAUGCGUAUAGUUGCGACCCGGACGAACGAAUCGCACUUUGAUGCAGUUCUCAAGAGCAUUCUAAAGCCCCGGAUUGUGGGCACUGCGACGCAUGUCGAAGUGAAGCGCAGCAUUAUCGGCGAACUGAAGUCACUCGGGUUUAGCGUAGAGCUGGACGAGUUUAACCAGAAAACACCGCACUUCGGUAUGCUCAGAUUUACCAACAUUAUCGGCAAGUUGAACCCGGACGCCGACAAGUAUCUGACAUUGGGCUGCCAUUACGAUAGCAAGUAUUUUCGGGAGCACGCGUUUGUGGGAGCCGUCGAUUCGGCCGUACCGUGUGCGCUGAUGCUGAAUUUGGCCAAAACGACCGAAGCGGCCCUGCAGCUGCUUCGCAACAACACCGACCUCAGCCUGAUGCUCCUAUUUUUCGACGGUGAAGAAGCGUUCCGGAAGUGGUCGGCCACGGACUCACUGUACGGAUCGCGCCAUCUCGCCACCAAGUGGACGACGGCUCCGUACGUCUCUAAGACGCUCAGCAAGUCGAUGCGCGAAAUUGAUCGGGUGCAGCUGCUGGUGCUGCUGGAUCUGAUUGGAGCCGCCGACCCCAAGUUCUACAACUUCUUCCCCAACACACGCAACCACCACCGGCGGUUGAGUAAAAUUGAGACCAGUUUGCGGUCCAACAAGUUGUUCGUGAAGGAUGCGCAAAGCGGACCCAUGUUUCUCGAUCAGACGCUCUACAAUCGCAUCGAGGAUGAUCACCUGCCGUUUUUGAAGCGAAAUAUUCCCGUGCUGCACCUCAUACCGGUGCCGUUUCCGAAGCAUUGGCACAAACCGGAGGACAACGAGGCGAACCUGAGUCGCACGACGAUCAAGAAUGUGAACGCAGUGCUGAGGGUAUUCAUGAUGGAAUUUCUAACAUUCUGUAACAGCAAAUACGGACGACCUCUGCAAAGCUGCCUGCAAUGAUUCGGCGGACUCUCGAGCUUAAUUAUUUAGAGUAUUCGUUUUUAAUUGUGAUUCCAGAACCUUUUCAGGUAUAGUUGUAUUCGUUUCGCUGUCAGAUGUGCUGAUUUUAAGCCAUGUAUCGACACAGGAUUACGAUUCAUCAUUCCAUUAUGUAUUAAGAUUUGAUUAAUGAAAAUAUACUCUCCGUCUGUGUGAUUGAUGACAGAUUUAAGUAAGGCCACUAAUCC
Messenger RNA from Anopheles cruzii, 1591 nucleotides. RefSeq names its product glutaminyl-peptide cyclotransferase-like. The transcript has 3 exons. Gene Ontology annotation, molecular function: zinc ion binding; glutaminyl-peptide cyclotransferase activity. NCBI's taxonomy places the organism in Eukaryota, Metazoa, Arthropoda, Insecta, Diptera, Culicidae. The coding region runs from base 324 to 1364 and encodes 346 amino acids. The record is from RefSeq and is a predicted model, not a curated record.